AUCCUUUGCUUCUAAACUCCUCUUUGUUUCGGAUUCGAAUCUGUUGUUGAUUCCUUGAAUCCCGAUUCCCUCUGCAACCUUUUCUGGGUGAAUUGUUGUUUAAAUCUUCAAUCAAGGCGAGGGAGGGAGGGCUUUAACACAAAAAAAAAAGAGAUUGGGAUUGAUCAAUGGCCUCUGAUAGAGAAGACUUUAACCUCUGUGGACCCUCACACCUCACAGAUCUUGAUUGGGCAAACGAAAAUCACCAACGUUGUGUAGCAGCUUGUUUGGUUCAAGGGAUCUACAUUGUAGAGCGUGACCGUCAGCUUCAACGCCAAGGCUCUCACGCUCUCGCACAUCCAUGGUGGGACUCCUUCCACUUCAAACUCAUCCGUCACCUCAUUGACGACGCCGAUUUCUCCAUCUUCGGCGCCAUUUACGAACUCAAACAAGACACCAAAACCAUCACCAACGUUGACUCUAAAGCUCCCCGUUACGUCGUAGCCUUUAGAGGGACGCUGACUAAACCUGACUCCAUAUCUCGUGACCUCGAGUUAGACAUCCACAUUAUCCGCAACGGCCUUCACCGUACAUCGCGUUUCGAGAUCGCUAUGCAAGCCGUUAGAAGCAUGGCUACUUCUUCUUCUGUUGGAGCUUCCAAUCUCUGGAUAACUGGACAUUCUAUGGGCGCAGCGAUGGCGCUUCUCGCUGGCAAAACGUUGGCCAAGACUGGAGUUUACCUCAAAUCCUUCUUGUUCAACCCUCCCUUUGUCUCUCCUCCUAUCGAGAGGAUGGUAUCUAACGAGCGUGUUAGGAGCGGGAUUCGAUUCGCGGGCAGCCUUGUUACCGCAGGGCUCGCUUUCUCAAGAACGCUUAAGCAAGCACAGCAGCCUCAGCAUCAGCAGCAGCUGCAAGAGCGGAACUUGUCUGAAGAUCCGUUGAAGGCUCUGUCUUUGUGGUUACCUGACAUUCAUGUGAAUCCAGGGGACCAUUUGUGUUGUGAGUACAUUGGGUUUUUCGAGCAUAGGGGUAAUAUGGAACAGCUUGGGUAUGGAGCUGGAAUCGUUGAGAGGAUGGCGAUGCAGCAUUCCUUGGGAGGUUUGCUGAUGGAUGCCAUGGGAGUUAGUAACGCAGUUGAGGUGCAGGAGCCUGUUCACGUUAUCCCAUCUGCUAACCUGAUUGUAAACCGGACUGCUUCUGAUGACUACAAGGAAGCUCAUGGGAUACACCAGUGGUGGAGAGCUGACCAAGAUUUGGUUUCCAACAUUUAUUUGUUUAAAUAGCUUACCAAGGUGGAUUUGUUUUUUUUUCUCGAUUGGAAUGCCCUUUGUUUUGUUUGUUUGUGUAAUGCUAUGUAUCAAGGUAUCUCUUUAAAUUCUUCGUUUAUAGUAUGUCCGAAAGGAAGUUUAUGA
Molecule: messenger RNA, 1391 nt
Organism: Raphanus sativus (radish)
Lineage: Eukaryota; Viridiplantae; Streptophyta; Magnoliopsida; Brassicales; Brassicaceae
Product: GDSL esterase/lipase At4g10955
Exons: 3
Coding region: 168-1262 (364 amino acids)
Biological process (GO): lipid metabolic process
Source: RefSeq, a predicted model, not a curated record